CGGCGGCCGCGGAGCGAGAGGGGCGCGGGGGACGGUCCGCGCGGCCCGGAGCCAUGGGCAAGUGCAGCGGGCGCUGCACGCUCGUCGCCUUCUGCUGCCUGCAGCUGGUGGCUGCGCUGCAGCGGCAGAUCUUUGACUUCCUGGGCUACCAGUGGGCUCCCAUCCUGGCCAACUUCCUGCACAUCAUGGCCGUCAUCCUGGGCAUCUUCGGCACCGUGCAGUACCGCUCCCGGUACCUCAUCCUGUAUGCGGCCUGGCUGGUGCUCUGGGUCGGCUGGAAUGCGUUCAUCAUCUGCUUCUACCUGGAAGUUGGACAGCUGUCGCAGGACCGGGACUUCAUCAUGACCUUCAACACAUCCCUGCACCGCUCCUGGUGGAUGGAGAACGGGCCAGGCUGCCUGGUGACCCCUGUCCUGAACUCCCGCCUGGCCCUGGAGGACCACCACGUCAUCUCUGUCACUGGCUGCCUGCUUGACUAUCCCUACAUCGAAGCGCUCAGCAGCGCACUGCAGAUCUUCCUGGCGCUGUUUGGCUUCGUGUUCGCCUGCUACGUGAGCAAAGUGUUCCUGGAGGAGGAGGACAGCUUUGACUUCAUCGGUGGCUUUGACUCCUAUGGAUACCAGGCCCCGCAGAAGACGUCGCAUUUACAACUGCAGCCUCUGUACACGUCUGGGUAGCUUCCGCCCCGCGCCCACCAGGACGCCGCGCCCUUAGCUGCUGGACUGACCACGGCUGCCGCGAGCACCGGCCAACAUGGGCAGGCGCGCCCCCUGGCGGCUCGCGCACCGCCUGCAGCCUGCGCGGCCCCGCCUGGAUCUGCAGCCAGAGGAGUGGACUUGGACUUGGCCCUUCAGCCCGGACUUACCGGGUGGGGCCGGGAGGGGCGGGGCGGGGGAGGGGGAUCGCCGGGUUUGUAUUUUUUUUAUCUUAGCCUUGGAGUGCGCCGGGGCCUUCCUCCCUUCUUGAACCUUUCCCUUUCACCCUUCACCCAGCAUCUUGCCCCUUGUCCAGAGAGAAACAGCAGGACAGACAGGCUCACCCCACCUUACCACACAUUCACCAGCCCUGGGGAAAACUAGGGGGAACUAGGAGCAGGAGUCCUCCUUUCCAGUCGUAGCUCCAUCACUGACACCCUGUGUGACAUCUAGCAAAGCUCUUGCCCUCUCUGGGUCUUGGUUUCUUCAUCUCCAGUGAUUAAAACGAUCCUUAGCAGAUGGACUCUUCUAAUUUUCUCAUUUGACUCAAUCCCCUGGGUUAGGUUGGGAUUAUAAAUUCCAUUUUGUAGGCAUGCAAAUUAAGGCCCAGAGAUGUGAAGUGGUUUGCUUGAGGCCACACAGCUAGGUUUUUGGUGGAGCCAGGCCUUGAACAUAGUGGACUUACUAUAGUUUCUGAUUCCAAAACCCAGUGUCUGGUCUCUGGAUUCUGUUUCCAAGCCUCCUCCCAGCUUGGAUACUCCACCUCCACACAGCACCUCUCUUAAAGCAAUAUGCCCAUUUGUUCUAUUGUUGGGAACCUGAUGGACAUGGCCACAAGCCCUGAAUUCAACCUGACUUAUAGGGAAGGCUUUCUAGACUCACAAUCUACAGGCCCUUGGCAAACCUUCAAAGCUCUCUCCUCCAGGAAAGUGGGGUGCAACUCACCCCCCUCCCUCCAGGUCCCUCAGGCCAGGUCUGCACCCAGGAACCCAUCCCUCACAGCAAUCCCACCAACCCCUGAUGGCUCCAUUCACCUCACCACCUAGAAGACCCGUGGUUCCAGCUGGGAGGAGGAUUGGUGGCGCUGCCCAGCCACUAGUGUUUACAGACUACCAGCGUUUGUGACCACCACAACAUCCAGAAACUACCCCUAAAAAGCCCAGAAGGCCCUCUGAAGGGACAGAAUGGGGCGUGAAUCAUCGGGGUGGGGCAUGAGGAGGACCUGCACCCAUCUUUCUGAGACAAGUAGAGGCAGAGCUUUUCUUUCCAACCUCCCUCACAGAUACCCCUGAGGCCCCCACAUUCUAUGCGCUGGCUGGUGAGUCCACAGAAGAGGAUCAGCCUCUUAGUCUGUGAAAUGGCAGCCUGGGUGGGAAGAAGGAUGGGAGGGAGACCUAGGGUGACCGGAGGGAAGCCCAAACAGGGGAGGCGGUUGCACACACAUGAGACUGUCUACAGUGCCCACCUCCCUCUGUGAUCCCACUAGGAGGGUGACCCUGCCCACUAGCCCUUAUGCAGUGCUGUGCCAAGCACCAGCCCCAGGAGUAACUGGCCACCAUAGACACCGAGGUCCCAGGAGGUCAGCCUAGUCAGCUGGUGGGUACAGCUCCAGAGAGGGACAGUCCCCUUCAGGCUGGGCUGUCCCCCUGCCAGUGGGUCACUCCUGCUUGCGGCCCUCACUUCUCCUACACCCCCACCCCCAGGCCUCUUUCUACUUGGAGGGGUCUAGCCACUGGUGCUUUGAAGCCUUUUGUUUUUAUAAGCUGGUUUUUGCAAGGGGACCAGUUUCUCUUCUCAUUGGGACCUUGCAAGGCUAGGAGUGCUCUCCUGGUUUCUGUGCAGGUGGGUUGAUUAAAGAUGGUGUUUUCUUCUCUGUUUUCCUGUCCUGCCCUCUGGGUCAGAAAGACCUCUUAAGAGAAAUGUCCCCAUGGGGGAGAGCCAGCAAGGCAGGGAGGCCAUGUCAUCAUUAGUAUACAUUCUGGAUACUGACCUGUGCCUCCCAAGAUGCUCUCCCUCUUUCCAAAGGAGAAAGGAAAAAAACCCACCAAGGUCACACUAAAUCAGUGGGUUCCCAAACCUGGCUUCACCAUCCCUUGGAAAGCUUUCUAUUUAUUUUUGUGAUUAAGUGGGCGCUAAGUUGAUGCUUCCAAAUCCUCUUUGUGUCUCGGCUCUGCCUCUCCCUACAAUCCAGUUCCUGGCUUGGACCAAGCUGGCAGACAGAGCUUUCCACUUGAAUUCCUGCAUCCUACCCUCCCUGUCCUGGAUCCUUUUCUGGUGAUACAGCCCAGAAAUUAAAACUUAAUUUUUUAAUGACA
Molecule: messenger RNA, 3010 nt
Organism: Marmota monax (woodchuck)
Lineage: Eukaryota; Metazoa; Chordata; Mammalia; Rodentia; Sciuridae
Gene: Nkain1
Product: sodium/potassium transporting ATPase interacting 1
Exons: 7
Coding region: 54-677 (207 amino acids)
Biological process (GO): regulation of sodium ion transport
Source: RefSeq, a predicted model, not a curated record